AUGGAAGCAUACCUAGGCCAAAUAAACCAAACAGUAGCAGAACUAGCGAACGUAGAUACCCAAGUAGAAGAUGGAGAUCUGGCAAUGAUAAUUCUGUGUGGACUACCAGAAGAAUGGGAUAUGGUGAUAUCAACACUAUGUAAUGUACCAGAAGAGGAAUUUAAACCUUCAAUUGUUAAGAGAAGAAUCCUUGCAGAAGCUGAAAGAGGAAAAGAGACACUGGAAAAGUUGUUCAAAAUGUCGAAUGAAGAAAGCGAUACUGGAAAUGAUGUUGUUGCACAACGAAGUUCGCUUAAUGAUAAGUUGCGCGAAGUGGAGAUGAUGAAAAAUCGUUUGAGAGUUGCCCUCCCUUCGGGAACCAGUCGUAGUAAAGGUGGAACUGAAUCCAGCGAUAGUGAGGAUGAGGAUGAUCAGGAUGAUGAUCAAGAGUUGCAUAGAGGAAUGCAGACUUUGACGUUCAAGGAUGUGGAAGAAUCAAUUAGUACUUUCAGUGGCGAUAAUAACGAGAAUGUUCGUUAUUGGCUUCAAGAAUUUGAAGAUAUGGCAAAAUUGUGUGAGUGGAAUGGCGUACAAAAAGUUAUAUACGCGAAGCGAUUGUUGCGAGGAUCAGCCAAGUUGUUCGUGAAUUACGAAAAAUGUUGCCGAAAGUGGUCUGAGAUGAAGCAGGCGCUGAUAUCGAAAUUUUCGCAAUCGGUGGACGCGCAUAAAAUACACAAAAAGUUGUCUCGCAGAUUCAAGAAGUCAAAUGAGUCGUAUCAGGAAUAUAUCUAUCAGAUGCUGGAGAUAGGCAAACAAGCAGACAUGGAAAUAGCGGCAAUAAUUAAAUAUAUCAUUAAUGGAGUUCAAGAUGAUGAAUCCAACAAAAUGAUAUUGUAUGGUGCCAGGACGAUACGUGAGCUGAAACAGAAAUUCGAAUCCUACGAAGCCAUGAAGGAGAAUUCAAGAACGAAGAGUAGGAAAGCCGAAGAGAAGACGAAGAAACCAGCCUGUAGAGUUGCCGGUCAAGAAAACGUUCGGAGAUGUUUUUUGUGGGGAGAUCGUAGUCAUUUAAGUGCAAGCUGCCCGACAAAGAAUAAAGUUAUGAAAUGUUUCAAGUGUCAGGAAUACGGGCAUGUUGCGUCAGCAUGUAGUGGAGCGAAUAAGCCUCUGAAGGAUGUAAGCAGUACGUCGGAAGAUUCACGAAAAAAGCGUUUAAAGGAGGUACAGAUUGAACAUUGUAAGUUGGUAGUUUUGGUAGAUUCCGGUAGCGAUUUGAGUUUGAUGCGCGCAGAUCAUUAUGUCAGAAUUGAUGACACGAUAUAUCCAAUAAAUAUACACGUUUUACCUGAUGCGUUGACACCCCAUGGUUUAAUACUUGGUACAGAUUUUUUUGAUUCUGUAGAACUCGUUAUGAAAGGGGAAGAAAUUAUUAUUGAAAAAUUAGAUGUGCCGGAAGUUUUUAGUAUGAAUACUGAAACUACAGUACAUGAGGUAGAUUUAUCGCAUAUUGUAGUUUCUGAACACAAAGAAGCAGUAAAAGAGUUGAUAGAAAAUUACAAGCCCGACAAAACAUGCGAAGUUGGAAUUACAAUGAAUAUUAUUCUAAGUGAUGAUAUACCUGUUCAUCAAAGACCGCGAAGGUUAUCUCCUGGGGAGAAGGACGAAGUUAAUAACCAGAUAGCAUUAUGGUUAGAAGAUGGAAUUAUUCAACGGUGUCAUUCGGAUUAUGCCAGUCCUAUAGUGUUGGUUAAAAAGAAAAAUGGCUCAACUCGAAUUUGUGUUGAUUAUAGACAAUUAAAUAAAAGGAUUAUAAAAGAUAGAUACCCAUUGCCGUUAAUAGAGGAUGAAUUGGAUUCGUUGCAAGGUGCGAAAGUAUUUAGUACGUUAGAUUUGAAAAACGGAUUUUUCCAUGUAUCUAUCGAAGAAAAUAGUCGGAAAUAUACAGCCUUUGUCAUACCCAAUGGACAUUAUGAAUUCCUAAAAGUACCAUUUGGUCUUUGUAAUUCGCCAGCUGUUUUUCAGAAAUUUAUCCAUGCAGUAUUUAGUAAAGUAAUAACGGCUGGCAUCGCUCGUACGUAUUUGGAUGACAUUAUAGUGUUAGUUAGCGAUACAGUGUCCGUAAUCGAGAACCUUAGAACUGUGUUAAGUGUAGCGUCUCAGCACGGAUUAGUAAUUAAUUGGAGCAAAUGUAAUCUUCUGCAGACGAGAGUUGAGUUUUUGGGACAUAUUGUUGAAAAUGGUCAUGUUCAGCCGUCGGAAGAUAAAACUAAAGCCGUUAUCAAAUUUCCAAAGCCGCAAUUUAUAAAGGAUGUUCAGAGUUUUCUGGGUUUAACAGGAUAUUUUAGGAAAUUUAUCCAUCAGUAUUCGGUUAUAGCGAGACCAUUGUCGAAUUUGUUAAAAAAGGACAGUAAAUUUAAAUUUGAGACGGCUGAACAGGAGGCGUUUGAUAAACUUAAACUAAUUUUAAGUGGUAUGCCAGGUAUGAAAUUGUAUUGUAUGGGUGCUGAAACUGAGCUACAUACCGAUGCAUCUAGUUUAGGGUAUGGAGCGAUUUUAAUGCAACGCGAUAACGAGGAUGGUAUUUUUCACCCCGUUUAUUAUGCAAGCGGAAAAACCACACCUGCUGAGGAAAAAUAUCCUAGUUAUGAACUCGAAGUCUUAGCAAUUAUAAAGUCUUUAAGAAAAUUUCGUGUUUACUUGUUAGGAAUUCCAUUCACAAUUGUUACAGAUUGCCAAGCGUUUGCGUUAACAAUGAACAAAAAAGACUUAUGUUGGAAGAAGACGAUAGUGGAAUUAUUGUUAGACUGCGUGAUGCUCAAAAAGAAGAUGUUGAGUUACAUAAAAUUUGUGACGAUGUUGAACAAUACCGAGCGACGAAUGCAGACGCAAGUAGUUCGUCAGGCACAUGAGCGUGGUCAUUUUGGUGUGACUAAAACUGAGGACUUGAUAAAGCGAGAUUAUUGGUUUAAGGGAAUGCGUCAGCAGAGCGAAAACAUGAUAAAAAUGCGUGAAGAUCCCGAGAUUAAGCAGAUGAUAGAGGAAGAAUGGAUCACGAUGUUUAAUGCAGAACGUGACGAGAUACGAGCACGAGCAAAAGAAAAAAUAGCUGAAGUGCAGGCACAGAACAGGAAGACAUUUAACAAGAACCGAAAAGAGGCAACAGAAUAUACACGAGGCCAACUAGUUGCAAUCAAGAGGACACAAGCUGCGCCGGGUUUAAAGUUCCAUUCGAAGUAUUUGGGACCCUAUCGUGUGACGAAAUUGUUACGGAAUAAUCGCUAUAUGGUACAAAAAGUUGGGGAGCACGAAGGACCACAGAUGACAUCGACGGCUGCCGACUACAUGAAAACGUGA
Molecule: messenger RNA, 3333 nt
Organism: Ceratina calcarata
Lineage: Eukaryota; Metazoa; Arthropoda; Insecta; Hymenoptera; Apidae
Exons: 8
Coding region: 1-3333 (1110 amino acids)
Biological process (GO): proteolysis
Molecular function (GO): nucleic acid binding; zinc ion binding; aspartic-type endopeptidase activity
Source: RefSeq, a predicted model, not a curated record